CGCCGCGCCGCUGUCAGUGAGCGGGGAACCGUCAGUCAGUGGAGUUGUUAGCUCGCCUCGGUCCGCUUAGUGCUGUCGUCCGUACAGUUGUGCGCGGUCUCUCUCUACGCGACGACGAACAAUGCGCGAUUUCGACGUUUCGACGACGACGCGGCCGGAGAACGGAAACGUCAUCGUCGUCGCGGUUCGCGUGAUUUCGAAACGCGUGUCUCGCCGUUGGCAAGAAUAGAGGCGCUUCCUGUGAAGGUGAUUUUUGUCGAAUAUAUACGGAGGAUACUCGUCGCGCGUCGACGGCCCGCUGGGAGGAAAUCCGCGACCCCAAUCAGGUGAUGCGGAGAUAAAGAAGAAUAGAAGACGUGUCGUAAACACAUACACGCAGAAAGGCCGGGAAAGAGUGGAUUGAUGGAACGAGAGAAACUUGGUUAAAAGAAUCAGGCGUGAUCGAAGAAAGAGAGACGCGACGAAGGACGUUCGCAGAGGAACAUAAAGAUCGGGAUCGAGAGAAGAUUACGCGCGCAUUGUGCGCGAAGAAGGCAAGAGAGAUAUACAUACAUACAUACAUCGUGAAGAGUGUGGACACACGUAUACAUACGCACCAAUGCUCAAGACCGUAUGAUGGCCGAGGUUUUGCCCGAGAAUGUCCCGAGGCCUGUGAGCGUCGUCGCCGUCGACAUUGCCGCCGCGGAUAACGUCAGGAGCGGCGAGAACAGAACACAGGAAACAACGCGGGACAAUGCUCGGUCUUUCACUUCGACGGAGGCGCAGACGGAGCUGGCGCUUCACGCUGGACCAGAAGCAGGCUGUCAGAACGAGGAGAUGUCCGAUGGUAUCCGAGAUGCCCGGCGUAGGCGAGAGCGACGGUUACGGAGACAGCAUCGUCGCGCCCUGAGAUCCUGUUCCAUGCCGACGACAUAUCCCGGAAGUGCGCCAGGCUGUCAGACAGUCUCGACCGCGCUGGGAGUGCCGUUGGUGCCACCCCCUAGAGGUUUCCUUCAUCCUCCACCCCCUCACUUGGGUCUCAGAGGCCUCAGCCUCGGUCUACCCUUCCCUGUACCUGCCAGCGUCUCUGCCUUUGGCAGAGAUACAGUGCCGAAACAGUGCUGCGGCUUGAGUUCCCCGCCUGUACGCUGGUCCAUAUUGGGUGUCGGUUUCGUAGGUCUGGUUUGUGCCGGUGCUGGCACUCUUCUAGGCGCACUCAAAGCCUCCGGUCGGGAUCACCUCGUGGGGAUAUUCAUGUCCGGUAUAGGAGUGCUCCUGGUGUUGGUGAGUGCGGUAGCGUGGCGAUUGACCAACCAAGACUACUGUGGCAGCUUGUUUGGCUUCACGGGUAUUUCCGGUAGGAUUCCCCCUGCGAGACCGAUACAUCCUUACGCCGCUAUGAUCUAUCCGGAAUUCCAGUUUAGAACCCCACCACCGAGUUAUCAGGCUAGUAUGCAAGAGUAUAGACUUCGGCUGUUGUUGCUCGACCGAUUGCAGCCUACAACGUCGCCGCCACCGACUUACAGAUCGAACGCAGGAAGUAUCGCGGCUCCUGGUACAACGACGAGGGAGAGUCGACCGCCGAGUUACUGCGCUGAAACGCACGUCACGCCGAAUGCCACUCUGGUACCCUCGAAGAAGGACGCGAAUCUCGUUAGAAUCGUUCAAACUGAAUCCGAGCCGGUUAUUCUUAGUGGUGAUCAAACACCACCCAUAACUGCCGUCGAGGUACUGGCGCAUCUUUAGAUCCGGCGAGGAAUUCACGUAUAUCACGUUUGGCCAUUCUUGCAAAGUCUAAAGCAAUUGUGAUCGUGCAUCUGAAAGAAGAUGUAAUCGUGUAAAUUAAUUAUGAUCAUAAAGAGAAAAAGAUGAAGAUACUUUAGACGCCAUAUAUGCCUUCACACCUCAACUGCCAGGUCGAAUGCAUCAUAUGUAGAUAUUUAUUCAUUAUGACACAAAUCUGUGUUCAAUUAGAUAUUCAAUGUAUGUACAUAUAUAUAGGCCUACAUGUAAAACGAAGAAAUUCAAACUAUAAUUUUUAAUUAUAAGGAUAAUUAUAUUUUA
This is a messenger RNA of Nylanderia fulva, 2043 nucleotides long. RefSeq lists its product as uncharacterized. The record is from RefSeq and is a predicted model, not a curated record. Lineage: Eukaryota; Metazoa; Arthropoda; Insecta; Hymenoptera; Formicidae.